Messenger RNA from Abrus precatorius (Indian licorice), 3209 nucleotides. RefSeq names its product putative pentatricopeptide repeat-containing protein At5g52630. Bases 22 to 1788 code for a protein of 588 amino acids. The record is from RefSeq and is a predicted model, not a curated record. Gene Ontology annotation, molecular function: zinc ion binding; protein binding; RNA binding. The transcript has a single exon. Gene Ontology annotation, biological process: RNA modification. NCBI's taxonomy places the organism in Eukaryota, Viridiplantae, Streptophyta, Magnoliopsida, Fabales, Fabaceae.
UAUAGCACUCCUUUCCCUGUAAUGCCAGAACCUGACCUCCCUCUGCAACUACAACAGAGCUACCCCCAGCAUCUCUGCAACCUCCUACUCUCUCAAACCCAAGCAAGGUCCCUUCCCAAAGGCCUCCAACUCCAUGCCCACAUCAUCAAAACAGGGUUCCAAUCCAUUCCUCUGAUCUCACACUACCUCAUCAACUUCUACUCUAAGACCCAACUUCCUCACUCUUCUCACCAACUCUUCCAUGAAACCCCACACCACUCUUACACUACUUGGAGCUCCCUCAUCUCCUCCUUCGCUCAAAACCAACUCCCCCACCUCGCCCUCCACUUCCUGCGCCGCAUGCUCCGCCAUGGCCUUCUCCCCGACGACCACAUUUUCCCCAGCGCCACCAAAUCCUGCGCCACCCUCUCCGCCCUCCACGUCGGCAUGUCCCUCCAUUCCCUUGCUUUCAAGACCGCCUACCAUUUUGAUGUUUUCGUUGCCUCCUCCCUCGUUGACAUGUACGCUAAAUGUGCUGAAAUAGGGUUUGCCAGGAAGGUGUUUGAUGAAAUGCCUCAGAGAAAUGUGGUGUCUUGGAGUGGGAUGAUAUAUGGGUAUGCACAAAUGGGGUAUGAUGAGGAGGCUUUGAGUUUGUUUAAGGGUGCUUUGGUGGAAAACGUUGGUGUUAAUGAUUUUACCUUGUCUAGUGUUUUGAGGGUUUGUAGUGCUUCUACUUUGUUUGAGUUGGGGAAGCAAGUGCAUGGAUUGAGCUUUAAGACCAGCUUUGAUUCGUCGUGCUUUGUUGCUAGUUCGUUGAUCUCGCUGUACUCCAAGUGUGGGGUUGUGGAGGGAGGUUACCAGGUUUUUGAGGAGAUAAAGGUGAGGAACCUUGGCAUGUGGAAUGCAAUGUUGAUCGCCUGUGCGCAGCACGCGCACACAGGGAAAGUGUUUGAGCUGUUUGAGGAAAUGGGGAGUGUUGGGGUGAAGCCGAAUUUUAUUACUUUUUUGUGUAUGCUUUAUGCUUGUAGUCAUGCAGGGUUGGUGGAGAGGGGGCAAGGUUACUUUGAGAUGAUGAAAAAGUAUGGGAUUGAACCGGGGUCUCAGCAUUAUGCUACCAUGGUGGAUUUACUUGGUCGUGCUGGGAGAUUGGAUGAUGCGGUUCGAGUGAUACAAGAGAUGCCUAUGGAACCUACAGAAUCUGUUUGGGGUGCUUUGUUGACAGGGUGUAGAAUACAUGGGAACACUGAGUUGGCAUCCUAUGUGGCUGAUAAAGUUUUUGAGAUGGGUUGUGUGAGCUCUGGCCUUAAUGUUUUGUUGUCUAAUGCUUAUGCUGCUGCUGGAAGAUGGGAGGAAGCGGCUAGAGCGAGGAAGAUGCUGAGGGACCAAGGCAUAAAGAAGGAAACUGGUUUGAGUUGGGUGGAGGAGGGGAAUAGAGUUCACACAUUUGCUGCUGGGGAUAGGUGUCAUGCCAAAACCAAGGAAAUUUAUGACAAGUUAGAGGAGUUAGAAGAAGGAAUAACCAAAGCUGGUUAUGUUGCAGACACUUCUUUUGUGUUGAAAGAAGUGGAUGGGGAUGAGAAGAGCCAAACUAUUAGGUAUCAUAGUGAAAGGUUAGCCAUAGCAUUUGGCCUCAUUACUUUCCCUCAGGGAAGACCAAUCAGAGUAAUGAAGAAUUUGCGUGUGUGUGGUGAUUGCCACACUGCGAUCAAGUUUAUUAGCAAAUGCACUGGAAGGGUGAUCAUUGUGAGGGACAAUAACAGGUUCCACCGAUUUGAGGAUGGACAUUGCACUUGUGGAGAUUACUGGUAAUGAUGGUAAGGUGCUGCGUGACAUUUAGAGUGAGUCACUGAGUGAGAACAUGUUAUUAUUGGAGCAAAGCGGGAACAAAACUAGCAUCACACCAUUCGUGAACUAUCAUGUUUUUGCUAUCUCACCACGUUCAAAAUCGUGGUAAUUUUGAAAAUUCUUGCCUUUUUUUUUUUUUUUUUGCAAUUCUUACUAACGUGAUUCGAAAUUAAAAGGCAGCCUAUGUUGUACUCAAAGGAAAACUCCAAAAGCAAUUUGAUUUCCUUGCCAGUUGCGGCCACCGUCACAUGAAUCCUUUUGUCUCUGUUGUGUUGAAAUCGGGAUCUUAAUGAGGGGCUGAGGGUCCCAAGUAAAGCAGUAUAUCAUUCUUAAGGCUGGCUAUUAUUUAUGGUGCGUUUGGUUCCGUGUUCAAGUGGAUAAGGAUCAAUGUUAUUAGCUAUAGUUUCUGCGAUAAUCUGUAUUCAAACACACUUAAUUUUUAACACCAGGUGUGUUCUAUGCGCACCUAUUUUUCAUUUUUGCUGUUGACAACGUACAAGUAUAAACACAAAAAUAUACAGUAGAUGGAGAGAUGAAAAUAAGAACUAGAAGUUAUGAUGGCUUCUGAAUCCGCUUCUUCAAUUUACUCCAAGUUUCUACCCUUUUUCAAACUAAAUUUCUUUUGGUCAAUAUUUGCUAAAGUAAUAAAAGUGUGGUGAAUAUUAAAAUUUUGCAUAACCAAUACUGAAACUAAUUUCCCGCUGGCCAAACACCACCCUUAUCUCCAUGACCACUGACAAAAAUCCACCAAGCCAUAAAUCACAUUCUCACCCUCUAUUGCGUGACACCCUCAAUGAACCAACAACUUUGACGUAGUCUCAACCUCCACGCUCUCCAUGGAGAUCGAGAUCGAGGGUAUGUAUUUGUUGGUGGCCAUUGCCAUGGAGAUGGAGAUGGAGGCAGGAAAAGGAAAGCAAGGGGAGCUUAAACCAAAAUGAUGUUUUGAGUAGCAUAAAAAAUAAGUGUUACUUUCGUUAAGUGGUGUAACCGAGUUGACAAGAAAACUAAUUUAUAAAUAAAACAUAACUUAAAAGAUCAAAUUGAAUAAAAAUAAAUACAUUAAACUAUAAAUAAAUAUAAGAGACCGAAAGUAUAAUUUUAUUUAUCAUUUACUUAAAAUGUUGUGUCCUCUCCUUGUAGUGCAAAUCUUUAGAGUAGCCAUAAUUAUUUGAGAUAUUGUAGCAUACCCAAACCUUAAAUUCUCUUCCACAUACUUAUCAUUAUACUAUGAUUGUUGGACUUGGCCCCAAUUAACCUAACUAUAGGACCAAGGUAUUUGGUGUCUUAGAUAAGAAUUAUGUUGAAGUUUUUUUAAUAUUUUUAUAGAAAAAAACUAAUAUUUUCAAAUGAUCUUUUGAUUUUUAUCUUUACAACAAUUUAAAAAA